CUGUGGCAGCAAUUGAAAGCAAUGUCUACUGACAAAAAAACUUUUGAUAAAAUUUACACUUGAAAUUCGUACUUUUUACAUCACUGCAUCUACAUAUCAUAAUUCGUUCACAAGCAUACCCCAACGCACGUCUACCCUGAACAAUUUACUUUCUCUAAAAUUGCUAAUUGAACAUGUUUUUAACACAACCAUCUAAUCUCAUAGCCAAAACAAUGGGACAAAUUCCCCUUGUUAGACAAAGGGGAAUUGCAGACCAAGCCCAGUCUAUUGAAGUUAUUGAUUGUUCGGACGAUAAUGGAACAUGUUAUGAGGUGAAUUCAACGUUCGGAGAAUAUAUGGGAUCCGCCAUAAAUCCGUACCACAAUUUUGAACGUGAGGCAAUUUGGGCAAGAGAAAUGGUUUGCCCUGGUGCUGCGAAAUAUAAUACUCUAGUGACAGGACUAAACCGUGUGAACGAAGAAAGAUAUACUAAGGCUGAACACUGGGCUUUCAUAGCUUAUUCGAGAACGAGAGGGGACAAUGAUGUGAUUAAGGAGGCCUUUAUUAUCGCUCAUCUCAAUCUAUUUGAAUACAUCUCAACGCCCCAAGGAAACACCUUUUUUGGAAGAUGGUGGUUUCCAACAUGGAAAAAAAUGUUUAAACCACUUAACACCGAAGACAAAAGAGGAGCAGCCUUAAAAAUGCAAUCCUCUGAAUUGAAUCCCCAAGAUGUGUGGCUUAUCUAUCCAGACAUUCCUGCUGAUGGACAAAGAUUCGUCCUUAGAAAUGGGGAGUUGGAAAACAAACUGUUUGAUGAAAAUGAAUGGAAGGCGCUCUUACCGCCUGUUACGAAUAGAGAACUGAUUGACCGUAUCGUCAGAAGAUGCUCAGGUAAAAUUUACAAUAUUUUUAACUUCAACUGUCAACACUUUGCAAUAAAACUCCUAUCGGACGAGAACCAUUCCCUAAAUUCGGAACUAAAGUGGAAGACGAUUUUUCAGGUUCUGAAAAUCUUUUUAAGUGAUCAUUUUUAUUGUUUUUUAUCACUGUUAGUUAUGAUUCUCUCGUUUAUACUUGUAGUUAUCAUAAAAUAUGCUGAUAACGGUAGUAUGAAAAUAGACAUAUUUAAGUAAUAUAUUUUGUAUGGUUCAACUUCAAGAUACUUGUCACUGAGUUUGAUUUUUUGUUCUGAUUUAUUCUCAUCGUUUUUCAUAUCAAAGAAUUAAUGAAAAGAAACGAGUUCAACAGUAUUCAAUCCCAUAGCGGGUGUUUUAUAAAUUACUCCUAGUCCUAAAUAAAUAAGUUUAUCGUCUCCAUCAACACUUUCUAUGCAUGCUGCAAAAACAUUGUGAGAUAUGACCGAAUUUGAUGAUAAAUAUGAGUUUUUUUAAUCACUUUCGAUAGAAAUAUAAAAUGUUAACUUACUAUGUCAACAACUUUUGUUAACUUUUGUUCCUAUGUCUUGUCUAUGUGUUUCACUAAUCUGUACACUAUAUUAAUAUAGGGUGUCACACAAUUACUUACAUACGUCAUCGUUCUGAUAUAAUCGAUCAGCCCUAUCUAAAGUCUAAACUGAUACAAAGAAUCAAAACAAUAAUUGUGAACUGACCUAUAAAAUGAAUUUGGGCCACACUGUGCCAUAAAGAUACAGCUAUAAAUCGUAAACCCAUCUUUUGCUUUCUAAUGUGCAGAAUAUGUCGAUAAUAAUAAAGCUUGUUGUGAUACACACUUUAUUUUCUUACGAUAACAUUAACAAUUACUAUCUUAGCAUGCGAAUCGAUGGACUUCUCGAUGGACUUGGAGGAGGGUAUCGAAUUCAAAUUAUAAUGAUAGCUGGUGCAGUAGUAAUCACAGCGUUUCUUGUGCGAUUGGCAAGACAUUUGUUGAGGGAGAAUAAGAUCCCACUUUACAGAAUUGAUUCAGCACUCCUUAAGUUUAUGGAGCACUUGGGCGAUGGCUACAAUUUUACCCAUAUUGCAGUAUGGGCUACCGACCAGAUAAUAGUGCCGACUGCCUUCCUCGAUAGGAUUGCAGCAUUUCAGUCCUCAAAGGGAUACCCUACAAUUGAGCAUAAAGCUUUGAUAGCACGUGGGACUGUCAAAGUCAAUGAUAUUGCCUUCUUUAUUGCUCAGUUUAAUGACUAUGAUUUCAUCCCAGAUAAAGAUAAUGAUAUCGAUACAAAUAAUACUGUGGGACUGGGAGAAUUCAAACCAUUCGUAGCUCUAUUCACUGGUGACAAAAAGAUCGCAGCAUUGAGCAUUACAACAUCCCCCGAAUCUAAUGUAUGGGUCAGCCAAUUGGACUGCGAAGUAAUAGAUCUUAAAUGUGGAGUAAAUAAAUUUGUAUAUAAAAAUGAACUAUUGGUCAGUACCGAAUUCAAAGAAGAAGAAUGGAUUUUGAUGGAUAAAUCAAUGAAGCUCAGAGAGCUGAAUGCCUGCAUUUACAACACUUCGUGCUCUGGCAAAAAGUACGAUGUGAACAACAACAACUCUCGACACUUUGUAAGUGAAUUGUGGAACUCUCUCAAGACUUGCAAUGAAAGGACACAGCGAGAAUCUACAAAUGUUAUCCAAAAAGACGAUCUUGAUACGAUACAAUUUAUUUCAACUCACCAGGAUGACACCCUAUCCCUACGCAAAAAGCUUUACUACGCUUUAAAUCAAAGAGAACUCGAAAUGGAGGAAUAUCUCAAGAACGGGAAAGAUAUCUACGAUACGUAUUGUACGUCAACAGAAACACGCCCAAUCAUGCUACCUAAAGCUCCACAACACACGUAUAUUGACGUAUACCCAGAUGAAGGUGAGUCUGGUCCCAGUUUUAAAGAUGAUAAAAAACGUCAGUUAGACUAUGAGACCGAAGUUGUAGUUUAUAGAGCACUGGAGGAGCUACUAGAUGAAGAUAUAAACGUUCUACACAGUUUCGAAUAUACUCACCGUCAAUAUCGUUUGUGCGAUAAAAGUCAUGUUAGAAAAGGGUGUGUGGCUUGCCGAAAAACACCAAACAAUCGCGAGGGAGAGUGCGAUUUUUUGAUCAUAGGAAAGAACUAUUUUGUGAUCAUUGAAGUGAAGAAUAUGACAAGUUUUAGUGAAGCAAAACAGCAGAAUCCUGGAUUAGAUGAACAACAGCAUAAGUUAGGAUUGCAGGGAUCAUACAAGAAAUCAGAAAAACAGAGGGAAAGAAUGGUGAAAUUGAUCAGAAGCAUCGAGAACAGCACAAAUAUCUCCCACUUUACAGCUUAUCCUAACUUCACGAAGGGAUCCAGAGCAGAACUUACAUUGGAGUCUGAUCAGCUAUCAUCGGUUAUAUUCAAAGAAGAUACAGAAGAUUUUGCAUCUUGGUGGAAAGGCAACGUUACAGAUUUUCACACGGAAGAAGCUUUGAACUCUGACUUUCAAGCAAAACAUGAUAAAGUCAGGAACAUGCUGCUUGCAAUUUGGUGUACGGAUAAUAAGGGCCACUGUUGAUGACAUUGAGGGAAAGAAUUACAUUAUGACAACGUUAUGUUCUUUGCCGGAGGUUAAUCAGGGCAACCGUUAUAUCUGGAUAGUUCAUGACAUGGCACAGGGUAGUUGUU
Molecule: messenger RNA, 3553 nt
Organism: Bolinopsis microptera
Lineage: Eukaryota; Metazoa; Ctenophora; Tentaculata; Lobata; Bolinopsidae
Exons: 3
Coding region: 1674-3443 (589 amino acids)
Source: RefSeq, a predicted model, not a curated record